Messenger RNA from Dendronephthya gigantea, 2058 nucleotides. RefSeq lists its product as uncharacterized. Gene Ontology annotation, cellular component: cytosol. The transcript has 2 exons. The record is from RefSeq and is a predicted model, not a curated record. Gene Ontology annotation, biological process: deoxyribonucleotide biosynthetic process. Gene Ontology annotation, molecular function: ribonucleoside-diphosphate reductase activity, thioredoxin disulfide as acceptor. NCBI's taxonomy places the organism in Eukaryota, Metazoa, Cnidaria, Anthozoa, Malacalcyonacea, Nephtheidae. The coding region runs from base 262 to 1551 and encodes 429 amino acids.
AAAAAAUCUGAAGACAGCGAUAAAAAGUCGAGGGCGUGAAGCCGUAAACAUCGCAAAGGGAAAAGCCGUUAAUCGAAUAAAGACGUACGCUCAAACAGGAAGUGGAAAACGGAAAACAAAGAGAAACGCAUCAAUUAACAGGAAAAGUCGUCCCAAGAGACGCAAAACGACUAAAAAGAGAAAAGCAUCAACAUCCACAGCCAGAAGCAGACAGACCAAGAAGCGGAGAACAACUCGUGCAGAAGAUAUAUUUGGUUAAACAUGAAUUUUGUGCAUUCAAAAUCUCCUGAAGGAAUGAAAAGUGAACUUGAUUUAUUUGGAAUACCAUCAACACAAGUUGGAUUGGAAAAAGGACAUUGGAUCGAUCAUCAACCGGUAUCCAGUGUAGAAGACGGUGGUCCAAUCACAUUUCUGUGUCCAGGAACUGAUGAUUACGUUGACUUGUCGAAAACGAUUCUUGUAGUGAGAGCAAAAGUGACAAAGGCUAAUGGGCAAGAUCUUGACGCAGACGAAAGAGUCGGAGUUGUAAACAAUUUUCUGCACAGCCUUUUCAAACAAGUUGACGUCUUUUUGAAAGAAAAGCAAGUGACACAAGCUACUGGAACGUAUGCAUACCGUGCGUAUUUGGAGACGCUGCUUAAUUUCGGGAUUGGUGCUAAGCAAUCCCAACUCACCGCGGCUUUGUUUUAUAAAGAUACAGCAGGAAAAUUUGAUGUGUCCAAUCCUGCAAUAGCGGUUGCUGCUAACACCAACUAUGGUCUUAAAAAGAGAUAUGAAUUUGAUGUGUUCUUUUCAGAACGUCUCCUGUUAAGCUUUGUAGACCUAAAAGUUAUUCUGAAUCGCAAUAUUAACGAGUUUUGUUUGAUGGCUUCUGAAGAUGAUGCGGAUUACAGAGUAAAAUUGAUGGAUGUUUAUCUGAAAAUACGUAAGGUGAAAAUUAGCCCAACCAUUUCCAUGGCCCAUGAGAUUGCAUUGAAAAAAGGUCCUGCUAUCUAUCCUAUCCGUCGUGUUGAAUGUAAAAGUUUCAUUAUUCCAGCUGGAAAUCCCUCCCUAAGAAAAGAUAACAUUUUCAACGGACUUGUCCCGAAAUCAUUUGUUUGUGGCUUGGUCGAAAGUGCGGGAUUCAAUGGCGCGUACAAACAAAAUCCAUUCAACUUUCAACAUUUUGACAUGUCCUUUAUUGGAGCGUCUGUGAAUGGCGAAGAAGUACCCUUGAAAGGCAUGCAACUUUCCUUUGCCGGUGCAAAUCCUAGAUAUAUUGAAGCAUUUUACACAAUGUUCUCUGGCACGGGAAAGAUGAACUACAACACUGGAAAUGAUAUCUCACGCGAUGAAUACAUAGGAGGAAACGUGCUUUUUGCAUUGGAUUUGACACCAGACAUGUGUGGUAGUUCAACGCACUUUAAUGCUGUUCAGAAAGGAAAUUUCGCAGUUGACGUCAAGUUCUCUCGUGCGCCGGCAGCAGCUGUGAGUCUUGUCUGUUAUGCAGAAUUCGAAAACCUGAUACAGAUUGACGGUGAGAGAAACGUCAUAUAUGACUAUACCGGCUAGAUGAAUACCGGACAGAUAGCUCGCGCAUUGGAACAAGACUCUUUGACAAGUAAAACAUUUUGCGGUGUGUUUCCAAGUGAUAAAUUACCUGAAAAAAUUGAAAAUUAUCCUUGCGGUUUUGUUGCAAACACAGAUCCAAGCACUGAACCUGGAACGCACUGGGUGGCCUUUUACUUUCCAUCAGAACACAACGGAGAAUUUUUUGACAGUUAUGGGCAACCGCCGGAAUUCUACUCAUUUGGGGACAUUUUCAAGGGAUAUUCUUAUGAAUUUAACAAUCGCAAACUGCAAAGCAAUUGGUCGGAUGUUUGUGGUCAAUAUUGCAUAUUCUAUCUAAGUCAUAGGGCACGUGGACAUAGCAUGAAUAAGAUUGUUCAGUUAUUUAGUAAAAAUACAUUGUUAAAUGAUGAAAAAGUAUCUCAUUUUGUUAAAAAUAAUUUUAAAGUAAUGUUGAAAGAAUCAAAUGCUGUAGAACAACAAAGUAAAAAGUUGUUUAAAUAAAUGUUG